AUGAAGGAGGAUACUGAGCUUGAGGAAGGAGAGGCUUGCUAUUACAAGGAUGACGAUGAAAACAACAUUGACCCUGAUUCUUUCUCAUACAUUGAUGAAAAGAUUCAACAUUUUCUUGGCCAUUUUCAAAAGGAAUUUGAAGGUGGUGUAUCUGCUGAGAAUUUGGGUGCAAAAUUUGGUGGCUAUGGUUCCUUUUUACCUACCCAAGAGCGUUCUCCUUGUAUACGGUCUCAUCCAAGGACUCCACAAAGAAAUCACAACUCACCAAAGUUUAAUAACAAUCUCCACAUGGAGGCUGUGUCUCAUAACAAAAAAGCACCUACAAAUGUGCCUCCUCCAACAAGGCCUGAAAAUGUCUCUGGUAGUUCACAUCCUUUCCGUGAUUUAAGAGAAGCUUCAGUAAAUAAUUUAGUGAAGAAAGAGCAAGGAAUUUCUUCCGGUGAUAUAGCUGAGAGGUGCACUUUGAAACAUGUUACUACAAAAAUUACCGAGAAUUCAACUGACCAAAGGACACUGAAGUUUCGAAUCAAAAUGAAAUCUAAUAUCCUAGCACAAAAGAAUGCAGAAAUUUAUAGUGGCCUUGGACUUGAUGACUCUCCCUCUUCCUCAAUGGGGAACAGCCCUGGGGAAAGUGAAGGCAUGCCACCUGUAUAUCAAGAGAGUGCUGAAGAUUCUCCAACUGGCAUUAUUCAGGUUAUGACUUCUUUUCCUAUCCCUGGGGGUGUUCUAAUAUCUCCUCUACAUGAAAUUGUGCUCAACCUGAUGAAAAAUGAUAAAGUUAUUGGAGAUAACAGAAUUUCAUCCUCUCUUAAUGGUCGUCAAGAUCUUUGUUCCAUGUCUACUGAUGAAUCAGAUUCUUUUGUGGGUGCUGGGCAUUCGAAGAACAUGAUGAGAAUAGUGAGACAAAGUGACAUGCAAUUGGAAUUGAAGCAUCCGAAUGGCACCCUUUCUGAGAAGGAUACUACAUUGCAUAAAAAGAAAAAAUUACGAAAUAGAACACCAGAUCAUAAAGAUUUCCUCUCUAAUGAAUUGAAAUGGACACCUCUGUCAAGUUCAAUUUGUGAUGCUGGUGAAACUGCUGAAGGCACUGCUAAAGCGAUUAAACCCUCCAAGAAGGUUAAUGAAAAUGGGGUGCAAGGUAGAAUGGUUUCUGAAGAAGCAUUGAAGGAAGAGUCAUUGGAAUCAAUAUCUGGUCAAGAUUUUGGGAAGACUGUAAAACAAACUGCAGGAAAUGGUUUUAUGAAAACUGCUUUAGAGCAUAAACUGGAAAGUUCCCACAAGGAUAAUUCUAUGAACCCUAAGAAUAAUAACACGAGUAGUAAUUCCAUUAUUUCCAAUAAGUUUGAACGUGAUGUAAAAUGUAAGGUAGAUCAUAAGUCUGAGAUCCAUCAGAAGGUAAAGGCUGUGUGUGAGCGGAAGAAUAAGUCAAUAGGUGAUCAAAGUGCUGGAAAAUCUGAGGCUGUUGCAAGAAAAGAUAGCUUUGGUGGUACUAAUAAUGCAAUGGUGAUUGAUAAAGGGAGUGCUAGCUUUGACAAUGCUUGUAGAAGUAAAAUGAAGUCAAGGUCACCGAUGGACCAAAAGUGCAGUGAUAGUAACAGGGAUUCAAUGAAAGAAAAAAGAUCAGAAUGGAAGGUUGACAGUCUUGUUGGUAAUGGUGCAAUAAAAAAUGCUAAAAUUAGUAAUGGAAAACACAAUGCAUUUGGGUCUAAAGUAAAGGAGAGAAUGACUGGCCAUAAAGUGGUCAACCCGCAAGCUGGGCCAUGCAUUAAAGAGACAUCAGCUUCACUUCCUAUUGCUGAAAGCAACCUUGCACCUGAGAUGAUUUCAUCAGCAGUAGCUGCUCCUCAGCUUAUUGCAGAAGAUUGGGUAUGUUGUGACAGUUGCCAGAAAUGGCGGCUACUACCUACUGGUACGAAGCCUGAGCAUCUUCCAGAGAAAUGGCUGUGUAGCAUGCUAAAUUGGCUGCCUGGGAUGAAUUCUUGUGAGUUCAGUGAGGAUGAGACAACAAAAGCACUCUAUGCCUUAUAUCAAAUGCCAAUUUCUCAGGUUCAAAGUAACAUUCAAAGCCAUGGCACUGAAACUGCACUUGGAGUUAGCUCUACUAAUUCUUUUCAAUAUGGCCUAAAUCAAAAUAUGUGUAGUUCUGAUAUGUGUGACAGAGGAAGGAAGAAACUUGUUAUUAAGGAAAAGGCAAUUUCAGGAAUAAAUAAUGACAUGCGUCGGUUCUCAAAUUCAGUGAAGGCCAAUGUUCAGGUAUCUGGAAAAAAUAGAAGCUUGAAUGGCUUGAAUCAGCAUCCUGCUGACUUUAACCCAAUGAAGAAGAUGAGCUCUUCUAAACAGCUUGGUAAGCCUGACAAAAUGAUAGAAGAGAAACAUGUGCCUAAAGAGAAUGAAAAGAAAGUAAAUGGAGAUGAUAGAAAGCAUGUUAAGUUGAAACGGAAGCUGGAUGCUGAUCAAUACAAAUCAGGAAUUCCCAAGAAAUCUAAAACUGAAAAUGUUUUCUAUGUUAAUAAACAAUUGAAUCCUGACAUGCACCUUGAGAAGGUGUCUGUAUAUUCAAGAAACGGUAUGCCAACAAAAGCUAGUGGAAAGGAUAUGAGAAAGUAUGAUGAAUAUUGUUUAUCUGAGGAUGCACAGGACAGAUUACCAGUCACUGUAACGAAAGAGGUAGAUCAGGCUCAGGGCUCAUCUGGUUUAACGAAGAAAAGGAAAUUGAAGGACGGGCCGGAUGAUGAAAAGCAGUAUGGUGAAGAGGGUGAUACAAAUGAAUUUAGCAAGGAAAAGAAAUACAGAAUUUUGAAUAAAAAGGCAAAGUCAGUAACUGAAGGUGACAAUAAAUUAAGCAAGGGUGGGAUGAGGCAAGUUUGCUUGGCAGGCAAUGGGGACCAAAUGGCUAUUGGCACAGAAGUCAGACUUGGUGAUAAAGGCAACCAACUAAGGAAGCAUAGAAAAAAUGUUGCAUCUCUUGACGCUUCAGAUGGUAUUGAUCAAUUGGGCAAGAAUUUGAGCACUAGACCACAUUCUUUGGUAGCAACUUCAAGCUCUUCAAAAGUCUCAGGUUCUCAUAAAGCUAAAACCAAGCUUGGAGAUGUGAGAGGUUCACCUGUUGAAUCUGUUACCUCCUCACCUUUGAGGGCCUUCAACAUGGAUAAGAAUAAUUUUUCACUAGGAGACACUUCAGUGAAAGACAAUGUUACAAAAGGUUGCCUCUCUUCAGUAGGUUCCAAGAGAAAUGUGAAUAAUAGGGAGAGAAAGCUAUCAGUAAAAUUGAAGGAGGGUAGAGUUCCGCAUGAUUUACAUUAUGCAUCCCAAAAAUUAUCUUCAAUAGAGUACCAGGUUGAGGAUGCUGAAGAUACAUCCAGGCUCCAAGCAAAAAAACCUUCUGAACUAAAGAAUAUUGAAGGUGGUGUUUGUGUUGAACAACCUGGCUAUUGUGCUAAUGGUGUACACCAUGAGGAGAAAGUAAACAAGGAAAACCAGGAAAGUGAACUUUCUUGGCAGAAAUCUGGUAAGGUGCUGAAAAAAAGGGAGAAAGGCAGAAAGUUUGGUUCUCAUGUUGGUACAGAUAACAUGAAGAUAUCAGUUGCAAAGACUGAUGGUUAUUCAAAGAAAGGUGGGAGGUAUGAUUCAGUAGUUAAUCCCAGUAACCAUGCAUCAGGUGCUGAGACAAAAAAUGUUGUUAAAUAUACUUUCCCCAAGUCUAAAAGUGAAAUUAACAGUUUUAGUCAGAAAAGUGCUUUAGGACAUCAGCUAAAUGAAACUGGAAAGCAAACUGAGAUAAAACCAAGAGAUUUUGAGAGUUCAGUCCCAAAUAUGGAUGCUCAAUGCAGCAGUGAGAGAAAGACUAUCUCCCUGCAAAACCCGACCCAUGAUCUUGAGGAAGAAAACAAAGUCAAAGUUAAUCAUGUAAUCGAAGAAUCAAGAGUUGUGAAAUCAAAAGUUCCCUCAUCUGCAGCAGGGGAAGUAAAGAGGGAAGCAUUGAGUGUGGGUUCUAGAAUUGUACCUCAGUAUCAAAAGGGAAGCAUGUCUAAUGAGCAUCCUGUCAAGGUUUUGGGCAAUAGUGAUUUGGUCAAUUCAAUCAGAAAUUAUGCUAAUGUUAGUAACAAUGCUGCGGCAAAUUGUAGUUCUGGAAAUUCUGUACCUGAUCAGCAACCCACUGUGUCAAGUCCUGUGAGAACAAAUUUUAACCAAACUUCUGUUGACACCCUGGAAGAAGCUGCAAAAUUAAAAGAAAGAGCAGAUAAUUAUAAGAACUCUGGGUUUGCCUUUGAAAGCAAUGAGACAUACUUUCAAGCUGGUGUGAAGUUUCUGCAUGGAGCGUCUCUUUUAGAAAAUUGUCACAAUGAAAUUAGCAAGCAUGGGGAAAUGAGUCAAAUGCAAAUUUUUUCUACUGCAGCCAAACUUUUCAAAUGCUGUGCCCAUGAAUAUGAAGCUCGGCAAGAAAUGGCUGCUGCUGCUUUGGCAUAUAAAUGCAUGGAGGUAGCAUACAUGAGAGUGGUUUACUGUAAAAAUUCCAGUAUCAACAGAGAUCGACAUGAGUUACAAUCAACUCUUCAAAUGGUUUCUCAAGGUGAAUCUCCUUCAUCUUCUGCAUCCGAUGUUGAUAACCUAUACAAUCAGGCAGCAGCAGAUAAGGCUACUUUGCCUAGGGGUACUAAUACUCAUGCUGCUAUCAACCAAGUCAUAUCUGCUCGAACUCAUCCAAAUUUAAUCAGGCUUCUUGAUUUCACUAAGGACAUACAUUUUGCUAUGGAGGCUUCUGAAAAAUGUCAGAACACUUUCACGGCUGCUAAUGUGAUCAUGGAAGAAGCACGGAAUAAGGACUGUAUAGCUUCUAUCAGGAGUGUUAUUGAGUUCGGCUUCCAGGAUGUAGACGAGCUUGUACGUCUGGUUUGGACCGCAACAAAAGCCAUAAGUCGUGCCGGUCUUGGUGGUGCUAGAGAUUAA
Molecule: messenger RNA, 4947 nt
Organism: Sphenostylis stenocarpa
Lineage: Eukaryota; Viridiplantae; Streptophyta; Magnoliopsida; Fabales; Fabaceae
Source: the annotation of a GenBank genome assembly